AUGAAAAUCCGAGGAAAUAGAAAACUAGUGGAGUUUGGUGGUGAGCGUGAAUUUGCAGAAAUUAUGUCAAAGACUUUUUGUCUUUGAUCUGUAUAUCAUACGUAUUAGAGUGGUGCAACAGGAGUGUGGUAGGCCUCGACCUUUGAGUCUGAGUUUUGUGCAGGAGUGCAUUUUCUUUGUGGAAGGGCUAAUUCCAUGAUCUUUGCGGAUCAGCAAUGAUUGAAUUCCAUAGGAAUUUGAUCAUUGCUGUGAUGACGAUGAUGAAGAUGUGAUAACAGUAGUAACCUCGACUUUUCUCAGCUUUAGCAAAAGAGCAUGUGAAGCCACCGUUUUUCAGUUACGAAGAACUCAAAACGGCUACGAAUAAUUUCUCUAGUUCCAACGAGUUAGGAAAAGGUGGAUUUGGCACUGUUUUCAAGGCUGAACUAGCAGAUGGCAGUGUUGUUGCUGUGAAGAGACUCACUCCGACAAAGCACAGUACGUCAGACUUCUUGAAAGAAAUGGUAAACAUCUCGGGUAUCAAACAUAGACAUCUGAUUCAACUCAAGGGAUGUUGUGUAAGGGAUCACCAACGAAUGCAGAUUUACGAAUACGCGGAGAACAAGAGCCUCGCAGAAGCACUGUUUGGAUCAGGUCCUCAAUGUGCGACCGUCUUGAACUGGAAACAACGUUACAACAUAUGCUUGGGAAUAGCCCGUGGACUUGCUUACUUACAUGAAGAAUUGCAGCCGGGUAUGAUUCACAGAGACAUAAAGCCGGCAAAUAUUCUUCUGGACAAGAAUUACAACGCAAAGAUUGCCGACUUUGGACUCGUCCUGCCCGCCAAUGAUUCAAAAGACACUCAACUCACCCUUAACAUUCCAGGAACGAGGGGCUACUUUUCACCAGAGUAUGCAAUAGAAGGUGUCGUAUCCGAGAAACUGGAUGUGUAUAGCUUUGGUGUUGUCUUGCUGGAAAUCGUUGCUGGAAGACAGUGCAUCGAUCUGAAGUUUCCAGAGGAACAAAGUACUCUACGCUCCUGGGCUAUAGUGUUGUACACGGAAGGCAAGGUUUUGAACUUGGUCGAUAAAAGAUUAGAGGGUUAUUACGACGAAGAAGAAGUCCUGCUCGUGGUGGACAUGGCUCUGCCUUGUCUGAAAACAGAUCCCAAGAAACGCGCAACGGUGUCUGAACUGGUGAGCGUCCUCAUGAAGAACUCAAAUGCAAGUGUAGGUGUGGACGUCGUCAACGAGCUAAAACUCCAGACACCAUACGUGUCGAGCAUAACAGAGGACGAAGACUACGUGGAUACCUAUGCUGGUAGCCCAGGCGUUCAAGGAGAAUCAGAUGAACUUUCUUUGAUGUCAUCAUUUGCCACCGACUCACAAGUCUCGGCUAGGGUGCCUGGAUAG
Messenger RNA from Marchantia polymorpha subsp. ruderalis, 1391 nucleotides. Lineage: Eukaryota; Viridiplantae; Streptophyta; Marchantiopsida; Marchantiales; Marchantiaceae. The record is from the annotation of a GenBank genome assembly.